GCCAGUUCCCGUGGCUCCUGGUGGAACUCAGCAAAUCCGGAUCUGGUUCCGGCAAAUAUAAAAGGUUUGGUCCCAGGGUGAGAGCGCUACAUCCUAGAAGACUCGACCAGGGACUGCUUCCCUCCUGUCAGAGCUAGGCUGCUGCCGUGGCAUCGACAUGGCCCCCUCAGAAGACUCCAGGGACUGGAGAGCCAGCCUCAAAGACCCCAGCCUUGGGACACACUUAGAGACCAGCUCCGGCUGGAAGCCGGUGCGACCUCAGAAGGCCAUCCCCAAGGCUCACCUGACCUUCCUCAUCGACUGUGGCCUCGGAAAACAGCUCCCUCUGGCCACGCCUCCAGUGCCCCGCCGAGGCCCGAGGCCCCGACGAGGGCCUGCAGCCCCACCAGUGAAGACCUACAUCGUGUUCUGUGGGGGAAGCGAGCCUGGUGGGACUCAGUAUUUGUCCCCGGGUUGGAGACCCGUUGCGCAGGCCAGGGACACCCUGCCACCCUGCAGAGGGGUUGAGGCCCCAGCUUCCUCCCCAGUCGGCCCAUUCUGCCCUCAGGAGAGUCCAAAAGCCAAGGGGAGCCCCUCAAAGGCUGGGCCUGCCAGGUCUUCGACUUGGGGCACAGUCAAGGGCUCGCUCAAGGCCCUGUCUUCCUGUGUCUGCAGGCAGGCGGAUUAGCGGGAAGGGCCAGGCCACGCGAGGGGGGCUGCCAUUCUCAGGGCCCACCCUCGCUUCCCCAGUCAGGCCGGAGUCCUGUCCCUGAGCUGAUGCCCACCAGAGCCACGAAAGGACCCUGGAGACAGCCUUCAGGGGUCCUGCUCCCGGUCUCCGCCAGGCUUUCUGCAGCGCCUCCUGCUGGCCAGAAACUAAUCCAUUCCUGCGGUCAUCCUAACAGCAACCUCCCCAUGCCAGGCCCUGCGUGGUGCCAGGGAAGAUGCUUCAAGGUUCCCUUGGCAAAGGGAGAGCGGAGAGAAUGUAACCGAAUAAAGAAGAUGAGUGUGAGCAGUGAUGAACACGCUACAGGAACAAAGCAGACGCUGGCAGGGAACACGACUGGGGAAGCGCUUUUCUGAAACGGGGUCUGGGAAGGGCCCCUGUGAGCAGGAAGCAAUUGAAGGAUGACCUAAAAGAUGAGGGGCAGGUGUUCAGGGCAGCAAUCAAGAUUCCAUCUGGAGCCACCAGUUCAAGUCCCGGCUGCUCCACUUCCGAUCCAGCUCUCUGCUGUGGCCUGGGAAAGCAGUGGAAGAUGGCCCGAGUCCUUGAGCCCCUGCACCUGCAUGGGAGACCCAGAAGAAGCUCCUGGCUCCUGGUUUCAGAUCGGCCCAGCUCUGGCUGUUGUGGCCAUUUCGGGAGUGAACCAGCGGAUGGAGUACCCCCUCUCUGCCUUUCCUCUCUGUAACUCUGCUGCUCAAAUAAAUAAA
Messenger RNA from Oryctolagus cuniculus (rabbit), 1410 nucleotides. It is a transcript of the gene SRARP, whose product is annotated as steroid receptor associated and regulated protein. Gene Ontology annotation, biological process: positive regulation of intracellular estrogen receptor signaling pathway. Gene Ontology annotation, cellular component: nucleus; cytoplasm. The record is from RefSeq and is a predicted model, not a curated record. Gene Ontology annotation, molecular function: nuclear estrogen receptor binding. NCBI's taxonomy places the organism in Eukaryota, Metazoa, Chordata, Mammalia, Lagomorpha, Leporidae.